Messenger RNA from Aphis gossypii (cotton aphid), 3003 nucleotides. Its product is annotated as repetitive organellar protein-like. The record is from RefSeq and is a predicted model, not a curated record. The coding region runs from base 783 to 2966 and encodes 727 amino acids. Lineage: Eukaryota; Metazoa; Arthropoda; Insecta; Hemiptera; Aphididae. The transcript has 9 exons.
AAAGUCGGACGUACUAAACUAUAAACUAAACAGUCUAUAGUCUAUACCCGUGCGCUUAAUUUAUGACUUAUGAGUAAAAAGUUAAACUUUUAAGGUUUAUGUCCCAUGGCUGAAGGCGGCCUUCACUAAUCAAAUACCACGAACUAUAGAUCUAACUGAUCUAAUGCUCUGCUCAUCGAUCCAUAAGCUUUUAUUAAAUUUUAAAGAAGAACUUAAAAGUUUUAAAUGUACAUACUGUUCAGUGAGGGAUGAAUACUUUGAACAUCAUCACACUAUUGGUAAAUACAUCAAAAGUCCAUUAUAUAGUUUUACUACUAUUUUUAAUUCUGAACAUUUGAUAGUAAAAAAAAAUAAUAUUGAAAAACUAAAAUAAUUGGAUUCUAUUAAAAUAUCUAAUUAAUUUACAAGGAUAUAAAAAUAUAUAAAUAACAAUAAAAAACCUCUUAAAUUAUUUGCUGCUACAGUCAACAAUAAUGAUAAUGCCAGAGGGAUUAGUAAAUUAAAUCAAGAUAGUAGCCUGCAAAAUAAUUCAAAUGUAACUGAUUAAUAUUUAUUUAUACAAAAAUAAAAAAAGUCAAAAACAACUAAAAAUCAUCAACAUUUAAGUACAAUUCUAAGCACACUUAAUUCAAAUAACAUUAUAUACUAAUACAAACAAACAUUUUGUUGUUUUUAAAUGUAUUAAUAACAACAAAGUUGAAGAAAACACAACAUAUACUCGAUUAAAACAUAAUUCAGGUGAAGAUUUACUUAAUACUAACUCAAAUAUUUUAACAUUAAAUAUGAGUAAGAAAAAAACUAAGAAUAUUGAAAAAGAUUAUACAAAUGAUUAUGAAAACAAAUUUAAAAAUAGUUCAAAUGCUAGAUUAUCAAUGAUGUCAGAUUCAGAAAGUAGUAGCAGUGAAGAUAUUGAAUUUCCUUUAAAAGUUUUAGGACAUAAAAAUUAUUUUAGGAAAGAAAAUGAAGAUGACAUAAGUAGUUCUGAUGAUGAAAUGUAUUCAACACUUACCCACAAAAUAUCCAAAAGACGAAAUACGAACCUUUUAAAUAUGCAUAUAACUGAUGAUGACUUAUCAGAUAUUUCAUUGGAAAAUAAUUCUGCCAUAAAUAACAAAAGUGUGGUAACUAAAAAAGUUAAAAAAAUUGAAAAGCACAAUAAAAGUUUAAAUUCAAUACAAUUAAAUACCAAUAAUGAUAUAGAAAUCAAAUUAGUUAAAAAAACUUAUGAAGAAGAUGAACCCAAUAUUAAUGACUCUAAUUUCAGAGAAAAUAUAAAUCUUUCAUCAGAUACUUCAUCAGAAAAUAAUUCUAGCAUUGAUAAUGAUAAUAUUGUAACUAAAAAACUUAAAAAAAAGAAAAAUCACAGAACAAAUUUAAAUUCAAUACAAUUAAAUACCAAAAAUAAUUUAGAAAUCGAAUCAUUUGAAAAAACUUAUAAAGAAGAUGAGGAACCAAAUAUUAUCGAUUCUUGGAACAAUAUUAGCCAAAAACGAAAAUAUAAAAUAAAUACAUUAGAAGAUAUUGAUAAUGUUCCAACAAAAAAACUUAAAAAGAAGAAAAAUAAUGAUAAUAGUUUAAACUCAUUUGAGUUCAAUACCAUUAACGAUUCAGAAAUUUCUCAAAACCAUUUUAAACUAAAAACUUUGUUAAAUUCCAUGGAAUCUAAUGAUUUUGAAGGCACAACAACUGAAAUUGAAACAAAAUUUAAUUUAAUAAAAUAUUUAAAAAAUAAAGAAGCUUCAUUACAAAAUCAUCCUAAAUUUAAACAAAUAAAGGAAAUGUUGUCUAAGAAAAUUAUGGGCAUUGUAAAUAAAAAUUGUCAAAUCACAAAUUCUGACAUUGUAUUGCUGAAAACAAUUGGAAACAUAAUUUUGGAAAAAAUUGUUGAAAAAAUGAAUGCUGCUCAGGAUAUAAAUGGUAUAAAAAUUAAAUUACCAGCCGAAUGUGAGGAAAAUAAAAUUCAUUUUAUUGAGACUAAUUUAGGUAGACCUCCAAGUAAAGAAAAAAUGAAUAUUAUAAAGAAACUCAAUCCUCAGGUCAAACUUAGAGUUUUUAAUAUAGAAGAAGACAAUUUAAUUCGUGAAUAUUGGUCUAAAUUUCAAAAGGAAUAUAAGGUUUCAAAUAUUCUACCAUUCUUAUCUAAUGGUUUGGAAAUGGCUUUAGAUAAUACACAAAGGUUACAAUUUGUUCGUUAUAUAUCGGCAGGACUUCCUAAUCGAUUAUUAUCUUCAGUUUUUAUUAGAUUCAAUGUUCUGUUCAGUGGACAUCAAGAUAAAACACGUUUUAGUGAAGAAGAAGACCAAUUAAUUAUGAAAGUAGAAAAAUGUGAUGUAAUUAAGACAAAAUUGUCAGUAUUAAGUUUAAUUCUAAAUAGAUCUAGAAUGCAACUUUAUAGAAGAAAUGGAGUUUUAAAAAAUCAAUUUGAAAAAUGUAAAAAAGUUUGUUGGGAUGAUCAAAAGCGCCAAGAACUAUUUACAAAUAUUCUUUUAGAAACAAAUACAGAUAAUUGGAAAGAUUUAAAAAAUUUGACACUAAAUAAAAAUACUUUAAUCAAAGUUGCGGAAAACCUCGGCGAAGAUGUAACUUUUGAAAAAGUUAGAAAGCAAUGGAAUUAUUUAUAUACCAUGUUGUUUUGUGAAAAGCCUAUUAAAAUGUUAUCAUUAAGAUUAAAGAUAUUGGAGUUAUUAGAACAACAAAAUUUUAAGCAUUUUUCGGAUGUAGAUUGGAUAGAAAUAACCAAUCAAUUAUAUCCAGGUGCAAAUAGUAAACUUAUUUGUGAUAUUUUUCAUUGUUGGAUUGACAAAAAUGUUCCAUCAAACUUAAAAAAAAAUAUUAAAGAUACGUUGAAUUACUUAAGAGAACAUAUUGUGGAUAAAAUAAGAAAAAAAAUUCAUAAACACGGCGAAAGAGAAUUUCCUAGACUCACAGUUCAAGAUUAUGAUUUGUUAGUAGUGAUUGAUGAAUAAAAAUAAUUAAUAAAUAUAUAUAUAAUUAUAUAAUAUA